Molecule: messenger RNA, 3195 nt
Organism: Penicillium waksmanii
Lineage: Eukaryota; Fungi; Ascomycota; Eurotiomycetes; Eurotiales; Aspergillaceae
Exons: 3
Coding region: 1-3195 (1064 amino acids)
Biological process (GO): nucleoside metabolic process
Molecular function (GO): protein binding; catalytic activity
Source: RefSeq, a predicted model, not a curated record
AUGGCCUGCCCUCCGUUAGGUGCUUUCCAGAUUGGCUGGAUCUGCACUCUCCCGAUCGAGGCCGCCGCUGCCGCUGAAAUGCUGGACGAGAAAUUUGGAAUUCUCGAGGAGCAAGACGCAGCGGAUUCAAAUACCUACACAUUGGGCCGAAUUGGUAAACACCACGUCGUGAUCGCCUGCCUUCCCGGAGGGCAAUACGGAACCACCUCAGCCACUACUGUCGCAAACAAUAUGAUUCGUACAUUCUCAAAGUCACUUCGAAUCGGACUGAUGGUCGGUAUCGGGGGCGGAAUCCCGUCCGCUGCUCAUGAUAUUCGCCUCGGCGACGUCGUGAUUAGCUACCCCCAAGGCACUUUUGGUGGGGUGAUCCAAUAUGAUAUGGGGAAGGUCAUUGCAGGGGGGGGGAAUUUGAACGAACCGGCAAAACAAGAUCAUCCUGCCAAUGGGAAUAGCUGCGAUGAAUGUCCAGCGGAGUGGGAAGAAACGAGAAGUGAGCGUGAGGACAGUGACCCACAACCACACUACGGCAUCAUUGCAUCUGGAAAUGCUGUGAUCAAACAUGGAUGGACGCGUGAGCAGCUGAGGCUGGAGACUGGGGCAUUGUGUUUUGAGAUGGAGGCGGCUGGUUUGAUGAUGGAUUUUCCAUGUAUCGUCAUCCGUGGUGUUUGCGAUUACGCCGAUUCACAUAAGAACAAACAGUGGCAAGGAUACGCAGCCUUAGCAGCAGCAUCCUAUACAAAAGAGCUGCUGGGCUAUGUCCCUUUGGGCCACAUAUCGCAAGAGGAAUUAGUGGUGGAUAUUUGUAAUGGUUUCAGAAACGAAAUUCAGGGUACUAAUCAACGCCUGGACCGAGCAUACGAUCAACAAGAGCAACACCAUUGUGAAGGUGUAAAUAGAGCCUCGGCAGAUGAGCAGAAGCGUUGUCACCAAGCUCUCAAGACCGCCAAUUACGAGGAGCAAAAGAACAUCAAUCCUAAACGAGCAGAAGGAACCUGUCAAUGGGCUCUACAGAGCCCUGAAUAUAUCCGUUGGUCGAAGAGCAACUCUAAUGACCUCCUCUGGGUAUCAGCCGACCCCGGCUGCGGCAAGUCUGUACUAGCCAGAUCUAUAGUUGAUGACUAUCUUAAAGCUUCUGAUCUAGCAGUGACAAUUUGUUACUUUUUCUUCAAAGACAACGAUGAACAAAAUCAUCUUGCCACAGCGCUUUGUUCAGUACUUCAUCAGCUCUUCACCCAGCGGCCUCAUCUAUUGUCUCAUGCGACGCCAUCCUGGGAAAGGAAUGGGGAUAAGCUUCGGCAAGAGAUUAAUGAACUUUGGCGGAUAUUUCUUGCAGCAACAUCAGCUGACAAACACUUUACUAUUUGCAUUCUUGAUGCGCUCGAUGAAUGUCUUGAGAUCGAUCAGGAUCGGUUAAUUCAGAAGCUUCAGUCCUUUUACCACCCUACAAACUCAUCAACACAAGAUACCUGUUUAAAAUUCCUGGUCACCAGUCGUCCAUACGAUCGUAUACAGGAUCAUUUUAAAGCAAUCACCGAUUCCUUCCCUCAUAUUCACAUCAAGGGAGAGGAAGAAAAUGACCGAAUUCACGAGGAGAUUGAUCUCGUGGUCAAGAUUCGUGUGAGAGAGCUAGCCGAAACAGUGCCACUAUCUCCGGAUAUGCAACUGCAAGUUGAAGAGCGGCUUCUUCAAAUGGAGCACCGCACAUAUCUCUGGCUUUAUCUUGCUAUUAAUGAUAUCCGUACUACCUUCAAGCAUAGCCUUCGGCCCACAUGGAAUUCCAUCACACUCAUACCGCCUUCUGUUAAUGCAGCAUACGAAAAAAUACUCUGUCGAGUCCCAAACGAUCAGAAGGAUAUAGUUAGGAAGAUAUUGGUGAUCAUCGUAGCAGCACGGCGUCCUCUAACAAUACAAGAGAUGGCUAUGGCGUUAGGUAUUGGAACCUGCGUGGAGUCGAGAACAACAGUACAGGCUGGGCUCGAUCCAGUUCAUCUGGACAGGAAGCUUCGUCAAUUGUGCUGCCUCUUUAUCUUCACGAGGAACCAGAAAAUUUAUCUCAUUCAUCAGACAGCCAGAGAAUUUCUCAUCAAAAAGAAGAGUUCAGACAAUUGCAAUUUUGCAUACUGGAGCAGCUUGAGUGACGCGGAAGAUCUAAUGGCCCAUAUCUGUUUGCGAUACCUGUUGAUGGAGGAUUUGGAUGAUGACGAGGCCGAUUCACGAUCUUAUACCCGAGACUUACUGGAAUACUCAGCGGUUUAUUGGGGUGAUCACGUACAGAAGGUGGCUUUGACGUCAGAUAAAGAAAUGUCGGAUCUCCUGCAACGAGUAUACGAAAUGAGUGAGAAGCGGUUCGCGCUGUGGUUCGAGAUUUUUUGGGAGGCAUUCAGGCCUUUUGAGAAAAAGCCGCCGAGGAUGAAAGCACUGCACCUGGCAGCACUUAACGGCCAUGAGCAAAUGGUCCACUUUUUCCUUGAUGCGGAGCAAAAUGAUAUGAAUAGGGCAGAUGAUAUAUCAACAUACCCUCUCAUAUGGGCGUCGCUGAAUGGACAUGAGAAAGUUGUGCAAAUGCUACUCGAGCGAGGAGCCGAUAUCAACGCCUGUGGUGGACGCUACGGAAAUACGCUCCGGGCUGCCUGUUCGGAAGGACACGAUAGGAUUGUUCAGAUACUACUGGAGCGAGGAGCCGACAUCAACGCCCACGGUGGAGGCUAUGGAGAUGCGCUCCGGGCUGCCUGUUCUGAAGGAUACGAUAAGAUCGUGCAGAUGCUACUAGAGCAAGGAGCCGACAUCAAUGCCGAGGGUGGAGUCUAUGGAAAUGCGCUUCAGGAUGCCUGUUUCGGAGGACACGAUAAGAUCGUGCAGAUACUACUCGAGCGAGGAGCCGAUGUCAACGCUUACGGUGGAGGCUAUGGAAAUUCCCUCCAGGCUGCCUCUUUCGGAGGAUACGAUAAGAUCGUCCAGAUGCUAUUGGAGCGAGGAGCCGGCGUCAAUGCCCAAGGUGGAAUUUACGGGAAUGCGCUCCAGGCUGCCUCCUCGGAAGGACAAAUUAAGGUUGUACAGAUACUAUUAGAGCGAGGAGCCGAUGUCAACGCCCACGGUGGGAACUACGGAAGUUCCCUCGAGGCUGCCUGUUCGGAAGGACAUGAUGAGAUCGUGCAGAUGCUGAUAGAGCGAGGUGCCGUAGAUAUCAAAUGCUAG